This is a messenger RNA of Exophiala oligosperma, 2463 nucleotides long. RefSeq lists its product as uncharacterized. The transcript is spliced from 2 exons. Bases 1 to 2463 code for a protein of 820 amino acids. Lineage: Eukaryota; Fungi; Ascomycota; Eurotiomycetes; Chaetothyriales; Herpotrichiellaceae. The record is from RefSeq and is a predicted model, not a curated record.
AUGUCUCUCCAACAGAUCCAAACCCACCGUUACGACGGACCUAUGACGUUCGACAUGAUUCACUCUUCUUCAAUCGGGCGGUCACAGAAGAAGGACACGAGGGAUGUCCAACAUUCAGAUCCAAUCCAGACAGUUCCCGAGAGAGGUCCAUCGUGGUGGGAUCGAAUAAGUCUCGACAACUGGUUGUGGGAACUGGGGGCGGCGACGUUAUGUCUCUGUGUCCUCGCGAGUAUUGUAGGAAUCCUCAUCGCGUACGAUAACCACGCCGUUCCCGACUUGCCAGAAGGGAUAUCGAUCAACGCCAUCAUUUCGUUCCUCGCGUCCCUCGCAAAGGCAAGUUUGAUGGUCAUUUUGGCAGCUUCCAUCCGUCAAGAAAAAUGGUUGUGGUUCAUUGAUCGACCACGUCCUUUGGACGUUGUGGACUCUUUCGAAGAAGCCAGUCGUGGGCCAUACGGGUCUUUGGAACUGAUAUUGACGUGGAAGGGCAGUUUCCGCGCUUUACUCGCCGCCCUCGUCACCAUCCUAGCUCUAGGGUUCGAGCCGUUCAUCCAACAACUGGUCCAGAUCAACGUGGUGAACGUCCCGACAAACUCGGAGCCUGCCACGAUCCGCACACCAACUUCGUAUGACGAGCCGGUGUCUGGGAAUCUGGGCGGUUCCAGCCUGUCCUUGAACGCCCUCAUCGGCGCAUUCGGUGGCGCGUCCGGCGCGGUCCCCACCCCAGUCUGUCCCACGGGGAAUUGCACGUGGCCUCUAUACGACACGCUCGCCCUGUGUACGGCGUGCGAAGACAUGACGGACCAAGUCAAGGUGUCGGGCAACGUCUACGAUGUGAAUUUGACAUCACGGUUUGAGCGGUACUACAGUCGGGGGAAUGGAUCCGACACCACGUCGACGUGGACACCGACGUACUCUUUCCCUCACGGCAACGGUGUGAACCUCGGCGUCAGUCUCGAACUCGAGUUGGGGUCGGCGGUUCAAUGGUCGGUGGUUUACCCUCGGAGGACGGUGUGGCCUCUCAACGUCGACGCCGCGCCCGACUCUCUGUGGACGUACUCCUGGGACAACCGAUCCUACACUUCUCUCCCCGUUUCGCCAUUGUUCGCCAUGGGUUACCUCGACACGACCCUGUCUUCCGAUUCGUCCCGUUUGGUGGUGGGCCGAGCGACGGCCUGCUCCUUUACGCCCUGCGUCCGUACCAUGCUGACGGACGUGCAGUCGGGGACGACACAAUCGACCGUCCGAGCCACGUCGUACGGUUCCGUCAUCAUCGACCGUCGACAGCCCGACGGCUCUUUGAAGUCGGGUUGGACCGACUCGGUCAACGGAACCACGUACUCGAUCUACGAUUCGGCCCAGGGCGACUCGCAGGGCCGAGCGUUCUUGCUGAUUCAAGCCCUGCGUAUCGCCCUGGAGGGCAACACGACUUACAUCCACAGCGGUUACUGGUACGCCGACCCUUCCGAGGCGGGUCAAGACUCGACCUUCGACGCCACGGGCUUCACCCAGACCGACGGUCCUUGGUCGUCGGCGGGUCAACAGGCCAUCGACGCCAACGGGAAUUUCACCGACAUUGCCACUCAAGUGGGGGUCGCUCUGACCGGGAGGUUCCAACAACUCCAGAGCACCACGGCCCGUGGGACCGCCUUACACGCUCGGGCCAUCGUCGUCGUGAGGUGGAGUUGGAUAUCUUACCCCCUGUCGUUGUUCGCCUUGGGGGCGUUGGGUCUGACUUUGACGAUCCUCGCCACCCACGCCGCCCACAUGGCCGUGUGGAAAGAGUCGACUCUACCAUUGUUGUUCAGAUAUGCCGGUGCCGGUGCCGGUACCAGUAAAUGUACAGGCGAUUAUGACCGUGACGUAAAAAUCCAACGUCGGACAACAAACCGUCGUAAGAGUAGUAGUACUAGGACGGCGGAAGCGUCCAAGGCAACGACAACGACGACGCACGACGGUCCAACCACAUCGUCGACAGAUACAAACACCAACUCGUCUCCGCCACCGGCACAUACAACAUUUACAUUCUCAAACACGAUUCCUGAUCCGCCUCCUCGUCGUGAUGAGUCAUCCGAGUCGACCGAGUCGUCACCGAACAAGCCCCCGCGGCCGUCCGUCACGACGACGGCGGCGGCGGUGUCGAUGCCGAAUUCGAACCGAGUAAGUUCCAUCGUCACACAAGCGGCCGCCGAACGAGUCCAACUGUGUCGUCGAGAUUCAUUCUGGAUCCUCGGGUCGGUGUCGGUGGCGGCGGCACACGACAGACACGACGAGGGUGUGCAGCACAUGAACGGACCUGCCACUACGGAGGCGGAGAUCGGGUCACAGACAGGGACGAAACCGACACCACAGACAGCCGAGACAGACACACCCACCGCCACAUCUCGCACGUCACGUCCAGGAGGAGGCGACCUGGUGGAGAGGAUGACCACAAGAUUGUCUCGUGGGUCAGACACUCACAUUUGA